AUGCUUCUUCUAAUUUUUACUUCUUUAUCUUCUCCCCCUUCCUCUCUCUCCCUCCCUUUUUUUUUUAUUCUUCUCCGCUUUCUUUUCCGUCUCUCUUCUUCUUCUUCUUCUUCUUCUUCUUGUCCUCCUUCUGCUUCUUCUAAUUCCACUUCUUUAUCUUCUUCCUCCCCUUCCUCUCACUCUCCCUCUUUUUAUUUUUAUUCUUCUCCGCUUUCUUCUCCGUCUCUCUUCUUCUUCUUCUUCUUCUUGUCCUCCUUCUGCUUUUUUCUAAUUCCACUUUUUUAUCUUCUUCCUCCUUCCUCUCCUCUCCCUCUUUUUAUUUUUAUUCUUCUCCCUUUCUUCUUCUUUUCUUUCUCUUCUUCUUCUUCUUCUUGUCCUCCUCCUUCUUCUUCUAAUUCCACUUUUUAUCUUCUUCUCCCUUCCUCUCACUCUCCCUUUUUUUAUUUUUUAUUCUUCUCCUCCUUUCUUUUCCGUCUCUCUUCUUCUUCUUCUUCUUCUUGUCCUCCUUAUGCUUCUUCUAAUUCCACUUUUUUAUCUUCUUCCUCCCCCUUCCUCUCACUUCUCUCCCUCUUUUUAUUUUUUAUUCUUCUCCCUUUCUUCUCCGUCUCUUCUUCUUCUUCUUCUUGUCCUCCUUCUGCUUCUUCUAAUUCCACUUCUUUAUCUUCUUCCUCCCCUUCCUCUCAUUCUUCUCCUUUCUUUUUUUCUUUUUAUUCUUCUCGCUUUUCUAAUUUUCUUCCGUCUCUCUCUUCUUCUUUUUGUCCUCCUUCUGCUUCUUCUAAUUCCACUUCUUUAUCUUCUAAUUCCCCCUUCCUCUCUCUCCCUCUUUUUAUUUUUAUUCUUCUCCGUCUCUCUUCUUCUUUUCUUCUUGUCUCUUCUUCUUCUAAUUCUUCUUCUUCUUGUCCUUCUUCUGCUUUUUCUAAUUCUUCUCCCUUUCUUCUCCGUCUCUCUUCUCUUCUUUCUUUAUCUUCUUCCUCCCUUCCUCUCUUCUCCCUCUCCCUCUUUUUAUUUUUAUUCUUCUCCCUUUCUUUCUCCUCUCUCUUCUUCUUCUUCUUCUUCUUGUCCUCCUUCUGCUUCUUCUAA
Acanthosepion pharaonis is the source of this 1080-nucleotide messenger RNA. NCBI's taxonomy places the organism in Eukaryota, Metazoa, Mollusca, Cephalopoda, Sepiida, Sepiidae. The record is from the annotation of a GenBank genome assembly.